Molecule: messenger RNA, 456 nt
Organism: Capsicum annuum
Lineage: Eukaryota; Viridiplantae; Streptophyta; Magnoliopsida; Solanales; Solanaceae
Product: ethylene-responsive transcription factor 4-like
Exons: 1
Coding region: 1-456 (151 amino acids)
Source: RefSeq, a predicted model, not a curated record
AUGGCGUAUGAUGCAACAGCCAUAGAGUUUCGAGGUGUUAAGGCAAAAACAAACUUACCAAUUCCUGUUGAUUUGACUCGAAGUCCCAGUGAGGUGAGUACUAUUGAAUCAUCUACCACGAUGACUAAGUUGAAGAAGGUGGAGGUUCCUGAGGAACUGGUGAUAGUUGAAUCAUCACCGCUCCCAUUGGAUCUAACCCUUGGCAGGUCCUCAUACUGUCUAGGAAGUAAGUUCUUUUCCUCCCAGACUCAGAAUCAUCUUGAUGCUCGUGGUGGUGGUGGCGGUCUUGAUCGUGGUGAAAUGUUUCAUACUAAUGGAUUUGGAUCCGUAAUCAUAGGUUCCGAUGCAGGAGAUCUCAGUGAGUCAGAUUCUUCAUCAGUGGUUGAUUUUAUGGAUAGCGAUACUAAGGGUAUUCAGAUCGACCUCAAUUUUCCACCGGUGCCUAAGAAAAUGUGA